Molecule: messenger RNA, 1261 nt
Organism: Gossypium raimondii (Peruvian cotton)
Lineage: Eukaryota; Viridiplantae; Streptophyta; Magnoliopsida; Malvales; Malvaceae
Product: GDSL esterase/lipase At2g42990
Exons: 3
Coding region: 36-1088 (350 amino acids)
Molecular function (GO): hydrolase activity, acting on ester bonds
Source: RefSeq, a predicted model, not a curated record
GCUUGCUCCAUGCUCACCGGAACUAUCGAAGUGGCAUGGCAUCAUCCAUUAUCAUUCCCUGGAUUUUCUACAUUCAAAUCUUAGCCAUCAGUUCAAAAGCUAUAGCUGCAGUGCCAGCUAUAAUCGUCUUUGGAGAUUCAUCUAUUGAUUCGGGUAAUAACAAUUACCUCCCAACACUUGCCAAGUGCAAUUUCGAGCCUUAUGGCCGUGAUUUUCCCGGUGGCACCCCCACCGGACGUUUCUGCAAUGGCCGGCUUCCUCCAGAUUUCGUAUCCGAGGGCUUUGGGCUCAAACCUAUCAUCCCGGCUUACUUGGACCCUACCUUUAGCAUCUCUGACUUCGCCACUGGUGUUUGCUUUGGUUCUUCUGGAUCUGGCUACGACAACUCUACAGCUGCUAUACUGAAAGUGUUUCCUUUAUGGAAACAAGUGGAAUUCUUCAAGGAUUACCAAACCAAACUACGAGCCUAUCUUGGUGAUGAAAAAGCGAAUGAGGUCAUCUCCGAGGCCUUAUAUAUUAUAAGCGUAGGGACCAAUGAUUUCCUCAUAAACUACUAUAACUUUCCUCAAAGGAGGGCCCAAUUCACCAUUCCAAAAUACGAGGAUUUCCUCAUCGGCAAUGCUGAGGAUUUCAUUAGGAAAAUUUACAGUCUGGGAGCUCGGAAGUUGUCCCUGACCGGACUCCCACCGAUGGGGUGUUUGCCACUGCAAAGAACAUUGAACCUAAAGAUCCCUCAUAGCUGCUCGGAGGAACGCAAUAUAGUUGCUUUGAAGUUCAAUGAAAAGUUAAAAGUUUCGGUGGUAAAGCUGACGAUCGAACUUCCAGGAUUAGAAGUGUUGUACACAGAUGUUUAUGAGUUGCUUUCGCAGUUGAUCACACAACCCUCCCAAUACGGAUUUGAGGUUGCAGAAACAGCAUGUUGUGGAACAGGGCUGUUUGAGACGGGGAUACUGUGCAAUCGCCUUACUCCAUACACCUGUUUAGAUGCAGACAAGUAUGUAUUUUGGGAUGCCUUUCAUCCCUCCGAAAGAGCAAACAAGAUAAUGUCAGAUGAAAUGCUUCCUUCCCUCAAACUAGCGUUUCUAUGAUCUCCUCUAAUUAUUCGGCAAUGGCCAAUUUCUUCCAACUCCAAUACGCGAGGCAUUGUAUGGCAAUAAAUUUGGAGUGAAUUUGUGUAGGUGACUCGUAAAUUUUUAAUUUUUGGUGAAAGCAUAUAAGUAAUUUGACUGUCCAUAAUGGUACUAUGAUUUUCAACAACCAA